AUGAGGGAGAAGAAUCAUGUUGAAAAGUUAUCGUCGGAGUGGAGUGGAAGUGAUGCGGACAAUUCACAAGCGGAAAGAGACAUACUUGAUGAGCUACGUCCACACAAAAAAAUAAAAGAACUCGAAAUCUCCGGAUAUAGAGGGAUGCAAUUUCCAAAUUGGCUAGCUGAUCAUUCGUUUCUUAAGUUGCUAGUGACGGAAGAAUUCUAUGGUAGUCCGUCCUCCAAAAAGCCUUUUAACUCUCUUGAGAAGCUUGAAAUUGCAAAGAUGCCUGAGUGGAAGCAGUGGCACGUACUAGGGAACGGAGAGUUUCCUGCACUUCAGGACCUUUCUGUCACAACCCGAACCGAGGCCCUGGCCGUGACGAGAGCAUCCCGAAUCAUAAAGGCCCGAGAGUUCUUAUAA
Messenger RNA from Capsicum annuum, 405 nucleotides. RefSeq names its product putative disease resistance RPP13-like protein 1. NCBI's taxonomy places the organism in Eukaryota, Viridiplantae, Streptophyta, Magnoliopsida, Solanales, Solanaceae. The coding region runs from base 1 to 405 and encodes 134 amino acids. The transcript is spliced from 2 exons. The record is from RefSeq and is a predicted model, not a curated record.